Messenger RNA from Trichosurus vulpecula (common brushtail), 2178 nucleotides. RefSeq names its product ligand of Numb protein X 2-like. The record is from RefSeq and is a predicted model, not a curated record. NCBI's taxonomy places the organism in Eukaryota, Metazoa, Chordata, Mammalia, Diprotodontia, Phalangeridae. Gene Ontology annotation, molecular function: protein binding; metal ion binding; ubiquitin-protein transferase activity.
UCAGUUCCUACUCCGCUGCUCCAACCCAAACUUGGGGAGCUAGGAGAAGAGCCCACGGAACAGACCGAGGGAGUACCUCCGUCCGAGCGCAGCGGGACUCAGAGUGAAUGUGUGUCCUGCCCCGACACCCCUCCAUAACCUGGUGCUGAGAAUGGCUUUCUCCACCCUGAACAGCAGGCCUCGGAGAACGGAUGGUGAGCUGUGCCCUAGCUGUGGGCAGCUGCAUCAAGCCGUAGACAACCACCUCUACAACUUCCAGGAUGAGGUGGACGAUGAGCUGAUGUGCAACAUCUGUCUGCAGCCAUUGCUACAGCCUGUGGACACUCCGUGUGGCCACACCUACUGCUAUCGUUGCCUUGAAAGCUUCCUGCAGGAUUCUGAUUUCUGCCCCAUGGACCGGGAACCCCUGAUGUUCUCCAGCUGCCGCAAGUCGACCUUGUUGGUGAGAAACCUGCUGGACAAGCUCAUCGUAUUUUGUCCUUUCCCUCCUGAUUGUCUGCUCACCAUGCAGAGGUGCGAGCUGGAGGGUCACCUCCAGAAUAGGUGCCCUGGCUUGAGGAAAUACCAGGCCAAAAUGGUGGAGGAGAAAUGUCAGCAGGACCAAAAGAAACAAGAAGUGCCCCUGGAGCCAGAAGCAAGCAGCCUUUGUGGGGAGAACUUCUUUGAUAUUGACACCAUCUUAUCAAUGGACUCUGACUUUUCAUCUGUGGCCCCCAUGGUACCCUGGAGCAGCCCAGAGCCCGGGUUGGUGAACCCAGCAUUUGAGGAGACAGAUGAAGAUACCAUCCUGAGUCUUUCCACAUCUGACCUGACUCGCAGCAACAGUCUUGUGGCUGAAACCAUCAUCGUGGAAAUUUCCCGGGAUAACCCUGACAAGGAGCUGGGGAUGAGGAUUGUUGGGGGCAAGGACACCCCACUGGGAAACAUUGUUGUGCAAGAGGUCCACCAGGACACCCCUUUGGGCAUGGAUGGUAAAGUGGCCCCUGGAGACCAUGUGCUCGAGGUCAACGGGAUCAACAUCAGCAAUGUCACUCAUUCUCAAGCAAUCUCCCUGCUCCGCCAGGCGGGACCUGUGCUGCAGCUGGUGAUCUUGCAAGAGAAGGGCUUCCUGAACAAGCCACUCCAAGAUGACAGCCCAACUCCCAGCAGGGCUGGGGAGAUUGUGCACGUCACCCUGAUGAAGAAGGACCGGCUGCAGCCCCUGGGUAUCAAACUCAUCCGCAAGGCUGGCAAGGCUGGGAUCUUCAUUCUAGACCUGCUGGACGGUGGCCUGGCAGCCAAGAAUGGAAAGCUGAGCCAAAACGACAAAGUGCUCUCCAUCAACGGACAGGAUCUGAGACAGGGGACACCGGAGACAGCAGCCCAGAUCAUUCAGACCAGUGAGAGCAGAGUUCACUUUGUGGUCCUGAGGCCUCGAGACAGCCUGAUCAUGGAGAUGGAGACAGACUCAGGCAGCUCAAGACCCAGCAGAGGUGGGGGCAGAAGCAGUGAAAGUGAUAGCAGCAGUAGUACCAGCAACCACAUCAGCUUCAGCCAUGGGAAUAGCCCUUCACCAAUUUCAGUUCGCCAGUGGAAGCCUGAGCUGGGGCACUACCCACGGCCCCUGGCUUUCUAUAAGGAUACCCCUGCUGGCUUCCUGAGCCAGGAGAAGAGCCUCACCAUAAGGAAAGACGUGAAAGAGUCCCUGGGCAUCACGAUUGGGGGCGGCCGGGAAGGCAAAUACAGUGUGCCCGUCUACGUGACCAGCGUGCAGCCUGUGGGCUGUCUUUGCCGGGAUAGCCGCAUUCAGAGAGGUGACAUUCUCCUAAGCAUCAAUGGCAUAGACUUGACGUCACUCUCCUACCAAGAGGCAGUGGCAGUCCUCAAGUCCCAGACCGCCUCAACCAUCAUUGUCCUGAAAGCCUUGGACAUCCUGAUGCCACCUGUGAGCCUAGAGCCUUGGGCAGGUGGUCAAGAAGCACCCAUGGAGUAUGGUCCUAGCUGGUCUCCCCUCUGGCUAUCGUGGCUGGGACUCCCCAGUGCCCUCCAUUUGUGCCAAGAUGUUGUGUUGCAUAAGAACACUGAUGAGAGCUGGGGCUUCAGCAUCGUAGGGGGCUUUGAGGCAUCCAAAGGCAACCAACCAUUCUUCAUCAAGACCAUUGUGCCUGGCACCCCAGCCUUCCGGGAUCGAAGACUGAA